Molecule: messenger RNA, 1862 nt
Organism: [Candida] anglica
Lineage: Eukaryota; Fungi; Ascomycota; Pichiomycetes; Serinales; Debaryomycetaceae
Source: the annotation of a GenBank genome assembly
GCUCUAUUUAAUUUACCCACAAUUUACAACAAUGACUGGUUCCUUACACCCAAAUAUUAUUAAGGAUGCAUCUACUGGCAGUGCCGGUGUUGUAGCUGGAGAAUUGGCAGCUGAAGAUGCAGGACUCAUCAACGAUGCCACAUUGAAGUCUCAUAAUUAUGGAUCCGUGGAAACUUCAACUUCAGGUUCCACAUCUCCAGUGGAGACACACUCGGAAGAUUCAGACUUUGCUAUGCCAAAGGCUCAAGUCUACGUGGUCAUUUCAAGUUUGUACAUGUCAUCGUAUUUGGCAGCCCUCGAUGCCACAGUGGUGACCACCUUAUUAUCUAUCAUUGCCUCUGAUCUUAAUGCUGUAGCUAGAAUCUCUUGGAUAGCCACUGCAUAUCUUCUUUCUUGUGCAGCAUUUCAACCACUUUUUGGUAAGCUUUCAGACAUUUUCGGUAGAAAACCGCUCUUGAUGGUGUGUUGUUUCUGCUUUGCAAUUGGAUGUUUUAUCUGCUCCACUGAUUCUCUUUUAAUGUUAGUCAUCGGCAGAUUUGUUACUGGGAUUGGUGGCGGUGGAUUGACUGCAUUGGGAACGAUCACCAUGAGUGACAUUGUCCCCCUUAGAUCCCGUGGGUUAUAUCAAGGUUUGGGGAAUGUAUGUUUUGGCCUUGGUGCUGCCUCUGGUGGUGUCUUGGGUGGUGUUGUUGCAGACUUGUUGGGCUGGAAGUAUGUUUUCUUGUUACAAGUACCUCUCGCAAUGCUCGUUGGAAUUGCAAUUUAUUUCAACUUGAACUUACCAGCGGGGUCCCCUGGGUUGGGAGCAUAUGGUAGUGACAUGUCGACUAAAUUGAAGAGAGUUGACUUUUUGGGAUCUUUCUUACUUGUUACAUCCCUUAUGGGUGUCAUGGCUGCCGCUUCAUUUGGUGGUAGAGAUAUUGCAUAUGAUUCAGUUCUUUUCAUUAGUCUUGUUGUUAUACUGUGUGUUCUUUUACUCGCCUUUGCCUAUGUGGAAUUGUAUGUUUCACCAGAACCGGUUAUUCCAGUUGAAUUGUUAGCCGAGAGAACAGUUUUGUCUUCAAGUUUAACCAAUUGGUUCUAUACUAUGGGAGUAUUCACAUAUUUAUUCUAUGUUCCGAUCUAUUUCACAUCUGUUCUUGGAUUAUCAGCAACAGAAAAUGGUCUUAGACUCGUCCCCAACUUCCUUGCCACAUCCACUGGAUCAGUUGGUGCUGGUCUCUACAUGAAGGCUACUGGCCGCUACUAUAAAUUGGCAGUAGCUACAGGUAUCCUUGCUCUUUUUGGUGUUACCAACGUUCUGUUUAUUUCUCCUCGAAUUUCUCUUGUGAACCAAUUUCUUUUACAAUUGCCUCAAGGAAUGGCCUAUUCAAGUAUUUUGACCAUCACAUUACUCUCCUUGAUUGCAGCUGUUCCUUCAAAGUACCAGGCCUGUACAACAUCUAUCCAAUACACUUUUAGAGCUACGGGAUCUACAUUGGGUGUCUCUAUUGCAUCUGCAAUUUUCCAAAAUAUUCUCAAGACUAAUUUGAGUAGCAAAAUUUAUGAAUUAAUUUCAGAUCCAUUGAAAGCCGCCAUUGUCCUUGAAAAUGCUCUUGAAAAUGCUCAAUAUGCACAGACUGCUCCUCAUGCUAUACGAGAUGCAAUUAUAGAUUCCUAUGGUAUUGCAUGUAAAGGAGCAUUUGCAUUUGCUGGUGCGACUGUUGCCCUUGGUGUACUCACUUCUCUUUUUAUGAGAGAACAUGUUUUACAUACUAGUAUGUCUAGAGAUUGAAGUAGAGAUUUUUUAAUAUUUUAUUAUCAUCAUUAUUAUCAUUAAUAUAGUAUUAUUCUUAUAUAUAAAUAUGUAUGUAUUAUUCUAA